This is a messenger RNA of Yamadazyma jaroonii, 159 nucleotides long. NCBI's taxonomy places the organism in Eukaryota, Fungi, Ascomycota, Pichiomycetes, Serinales, Debaryomycetaceae. The record is from the annotation of a GenBank genome assembly.
AUGUGUAUGAAGGCAAACUGUAAUUACUGUAAGAAGACAUCUUGGAUCGGUUGCGGAAGUCAUGUACCAAGUGUGAUGGAUAAGGUCCCCAAAGAUCAAUGGUGCACUUGCAAAGGAGGAGAUACCUAUCCUCCGAAAGCUGGUACUGGUGAGUUCUAG